GCGGCGCUGUCUCUUUAAAUGCGCAUCGUACCUGCCUGCUAGCGGAGGCUUGUAAAAGCCGGCGUGAGCACGUUAUUAUUAAACCAGAUGUCAUCUGAGUUUAGCAUGCAGAGGAGAGAGAGGAAGACAGAGAGAGAGAGGAAGAGAGAGGAGAUAGAGAGAGAGAGGAAGAGAGAGGAGAGAAAGAGAGGUGUUCAAACGGGAGCUUCCUAAUGUAAUAAUAUCGUCAUUUUAAGAAAAAAAUGCAAUACUACGUUGCCGUGUUCUCCAUCAGAAAUCUACCUCAUCAUCAACGAAGAGAAGCAUCGAAGACAAUGCUGUAAUAAUAAUAAUAAUAAUAAUAAUAAUAAUAAAUUGAAGGCUGGUGGUUUUGAAAUACCUAGCAACGAGAAGACGGGACCCGCGCAACGAAGCACAGGGGCCGGAGGAUUUGUGGUCUUAGCAAAAGAGAGCCACCUGCUCAGGACACAGGAACACGCCGAGAACAGGGGUGUCUCUUCGGUGCGUGUCCCGGGACCCCUGUCAUGAACCGGACCGCGGCGGACAGCGUGCACCUGCUGGCCAGCGCAGACUGUUUCAUAAUAACGCUAACGAUACAACUGCUGCAUCACUGUCAGUGCGGAGGCAGCCGCAGUGCAUAGGGGUCACCCCGCAGUCGCAGAAGCCGCUCUGCGGGUGAAUUUCGCUAAGGGGAACAGUACUGUUAAUAAUUACAGAACUAUACACCAAUGCGCCGGCAGACGGUUCAAUUAUUAAUGCUAUUACACACUGGCCUAUGACUUUGGUGUUUUUUUUUUUCAUGCAUCCCUGUUAUGCAAGACGCUGCAUAAAUAAUUGACUGUAACUGAUUUACUGUUUUGUGUUUAUUUAUUUGUGUACGUUUUUAUCUGUCUGGCUAGCUAGGUAGCUGUUUUAAUUACAGCCCAGGACGCACGGGUCUCUGCAGAAGUCAGAAGUGUUUUGUUUCUUUUUCUAGUUGUCUUUGAUAAGGUAUCAAGGUACAAGUGGACUGCAGACCGGUUAAUAAACGGCACCGUCGCACACGUGACUCUGGAGAAAAAAAAUAGCUAAUCUUUUGAAGCACACGGCCGACCUCAGACUAUGAACUCUGCCUUGCACGCCAGCACUGUGUCAGAAAAGCACACCCGUUCCGGCGCUUUCAAAGACUGAAGGCAGAAGAUAUAGGAAGCCGGGGACAUUUUUAAUAAAAAAAUACCAUUUUGUUACAGUUUGGAGAAUUAUAUGCCUAUUAUAUUGAAAUCUGUGAUUUUUUUUUUAUGAGGCAAAAAAUUAAAGGACAGUUAAAUCAUAUUUCUUAACAACUUAAUUACCAAUACAAAACCUUAUUAAAAAAUAAUUAAAAAAAACACACACACAAAAUCUGUGAUUGACAGCACACCAUGCCUCUCAGAAGAAAGAAGUCCCGCCUUCUCCUGCACACCCAGGUCCCGGCCCGGGUAACGGAGAGCUUCAUCCUCUCCGGGUACCGAUUCCCCGAUUACAGCUUCCUGGAGUGCCUGCUCUCCGCUUUCCAGCCCACCAACGAGACCGGCAACUUCUGGACCCACUUCCUGGCCGUGUUCGUGUUCGCCCUCUCUUUUCUGGAGCUCUUCGCCUCCUGGGAGCCGACCCCUUCCUUUUCCGACCCCUUCUUCUACCCGCUCUGGACCUACUUCAUCGGGGUGUUCGGGCUGCUCCUGGCCAGCAGCAUGGCGCAUCUCUUCAACUCCAUGUCGCUCCUGGUGCGUGAGAUCUGCUUCUUCGUGGACUACGGCACCAUCAGCGCCUACACGGUGGGCUCUUCCUUGGCUUACUUCUACUACAUCCACCCCCAGGCGACAGCCGCCCCCGCCAACGUGUCCACCGACCCCUGGCUUGUGCGAAGCGUCGGGCAGGCGGUGAGCGCCCCUCAGCCUGCGCCCCAGCGGUCUCUCCGCGGAGCCGGCUUCUUCGAGACCCUGUACAUCCCCAGCGCUUGCCUCGUUGCCGUCAUCUGCACGCUGGCUUGCUGCAGCACACGGCGGCGGUGGCGGAGGUACCGCUACUUCAUCCGGACUUUUGUUUUCCUGCUCCCGUUCACCGUGGCUUCUGCCCCCAUUUUUUACCGCCUUUACGCGGGACCCCAGAACGGAACCCUGGCGCCCUUUUUUUAUCGCCACUGCUUCUGGCUGUUGGCCUCGGCGGUGUUUAACGUCAGUAAGAUCCCGGAGCGCUUUUCCCCAGGGAGGUUUGAUAUCUGGGGGCACAGCCACCAGUGGUUUCACUGCUGCACCUUCAUGAGCAUCCUGGACGAGCUGCGCAUGAUCAAGGGCGAAAUCCGCGGGCUGUCCGCCGUCGCCGCCGCGGCCGCUCAGCUCCCGCUGGCCGCCUCGACGCUGUGCUCCACCUACGGGGUGAUGUUCGGCGUGCAGUGUUGCAUCGGCGGGAUCAUAUCUGCUUUCGCUGUGCGGGCUUCAGCGGACCACAACGAGAAGGCUGUGGACGUCGACCAGAGGAAAUGCAACUGAAAUAGUGUUCCAGGAAUAUCUGAAUUAGUGCAGUAUAAUAAUAAUAAUAAUAAUAAUGGUGUUAUUAUUAUUAUUGCCUCCAGUUUGCACGCUAACCUAUUGGAGUCCAAAAUGAAUAAAUCUGGGCAGCUGGCCUUUGGGAAUACUGUAUGUGUGUUUGUACAAAAAUAUAUACACGCCAUACAAAUAGAUGAAUCAAGCAUUGCGUAGUUUGCUAAAGUAGAACCAUACCUUUCAAUUGUAGUUAUGUGAUUAAAAAAAAAAAAAUAAUAAUAAA
This is a messenger RNA of Polyodon spathula (Mississippi paddlefish), 2784 nucleotides long. It is a transcript of the gene paqr9, whose product is annotated as progestin and adipoQ receptor family member 9. Lineage: Eukaryota; Metazoa; Chordata; Actinopteri; Acipenseriformes; Polyodontidae. The coding region runs from base 1401 to 2507 and encodes 368 amino acids. The record is from RefSeq and is a predicted model, not a curated record. Gene Ontology annotation, cellular component: membrane. The transcript has a single exon. Gene Ontology annotation, molecular function: signaling receptor activity.